AUGGAGGAAAUUAAACGAAACAAGCUAGCGAUUGCAAAAAAACUUCAGAACAAAAUGAUGGCUGAAUAUUCAACAAAGUAUCGCAAAUUGCGUCCAGAGAACAAAUGGAAAUUGCCUUCUAGAAAGUUCGUUGAAGAUAUUCUAUAUGAAUAUACAAUAAAUUUGAAUCAUAAAAGUUUUAUAUUCGAUACAAGUGAUGAAACGAUCAUGAAUCUUUUCAGUGAACUUGAUCAGCAACAUAUCGGAGAAUGUAAUAUUCCUUCAGAACUGCAAGUAGAUGACACUUUGCUAGAUUUUCUUUUACUCUACCGACAAAAUAAUUCUCAAGAUCUGCGUAGGGUAAUCAGCAUCGAUAUAUAUUUAUCUUCUUAUAACCCACGGAGAAAUUAUGACUAUUACUAUGUUCAUGAAGUUUUUUCUCAUUUGCCUCAGGAUCUUUUUAAUCCUCACUUAGAGGAUUGGUUCAAGACGAACCUCUGGAGCAUAAUAGUAGAUAAUUGUUUUUUAGAUGUAUUAGAUGCAGAAUUUAUUCGUAGUGAAGGUUGCUCUCGUGCUUCAGGAACCAAAUUCUUAGCCAAUGGAUUUAAGAAAUUACCAAAAACUAUGCGAGACACACUAGUUCAAAAAGUCAAGAAGUAUAACCUUAGUUUUGUAAUUUCUUAUCAAUUAGAAGUUGUGGGUUUCCUUCAUUCUGGUCAAUAUCUCCAGCAAUUAGUUAUGGAUAUACCAUGUAGAUCAAUUUGCCGAUUACGUAGGUUUCCUACUACGAAGAUUCCAGCAAGCUUGGACGAAGUUGAUGAAUUAUUAGUAAUGGUGAAUGACAUGCUUGUUGCAAAAUUACGAAUUAAAAGAUGUUUAGAAUCUGUGAAUAAUUAUUAUUCUAGUAAUAUAGAACUGAAGAAACGCUUGAAAAACAGGAAAGAAAUCAAAGCAAGAGGAGAUAACUUUCCAGAUACACAAAAGACUCCAAAAGCGAAAAGGAUUAAGUUAAUAAAAGAGAUCAAAAUCGGAAUUUAG
Molecule: messenger RNA, 1017 nt
Organism: Funneliformis caledonium
Lineage: Eukaryota; Fungi; Glomeromycota; Glomeromycetes; Glomerales; Glomeraceae
Source: the annotation of a GenBank genome assembly